AUGGAAAAGGCCUGGCGCACAUGUGGUAGCAUCUUCCUAGCAACCGUAUUGACACCGCAGCAGAGAAGGUCAGUUGAUUUCCUUGCCUUGAUUUCCUUCCUCUCACCGCAAAAGACCACCUGCUUUUAUCAGAGUUUCAUAUUCUCUCGACUCCACUCCUUGCACACCCUCUCCCGGAUUGCAGGACCCGACACAAUGAGACUUAUCAUUCGAGACGACAAGGCAACGGCCUCCAAGUACAUCUCUGAUUACAUCAUUCACCGAAUCAAGUCUUUCGCGCCUACGCCUGAGAAACCCUUCGUGCUCGGUCUCCCAACAGGUUCGUCGCCAGAAGGGAUCUACAAGAACCUCGUCAAGGCGCACAAGAAUGGCGAGAUUUCCUUCAAGGAUGUCAUCACGUUCAACAUGGAUGAGUACGUCGGCAUCCCGCGCGAACACCCCGAGUCCUACCACUCGUUCAUGUACAAGCACUUCUUCAGCCAUGUCGAUGUCGAUCCGGCGCAUAUCAAUAUCUUGAACGGCAAUGCCGAGGAUCUUGAGGAAGAGUGCAUUGCGUAUGAGGAGAAGGUCCAGCGAGCGGGAGGCAUUGAGCUCUUCCUUGGUGGUAUUGGACCUGAUGGCCAUAUCGCAUUCAACGAGCCUGGCUCAAGCUUGAAGAGCAGAACUAGAGUCAAGACACUGGCAUACGACACCAUCUUGGCCAAUUCGAGGUUCUUCGACAAUGACAUCAACAAGGUGCCUAAGAUGGCGCUCACCGUGGGCAUUCAGACUGUGUUGGACGCACGUGAAGUAGUGAUCAUCAUCACCGGACCCCACAAGUCCCUCGCCCUGCAAAGAUGUGUCGAAGGCGGCGUAAACCACAUGUGGACACUCUCCAGCCUGCAACUCCACCCACACGCCAUGAUCGUCGUCGACGAGGACGCAACACUAGAGCUCCAAGUAAAGACCGUAAAGUACUUCAAAUCCAUCGAACAAGUCGCCACCUCCCAAGGCUUCGGCCAAGCCCUCGCCUCGGCACAAACCAUCCUCAAAAAGCGCGACUCCGUCCGCAUCAAACUCGACAGCCCCAAAUCUCCCACCUCCAAAUCCUUCCUCGCGGGCCCCAAGCCAGACCUCACUCGCCAGAUCACCACCGAGCCCCAAAGCGCCGAACCGGAGUCUACUACGAAUCUGUCGGCGCCGCGCCCGGAGCUCACGAGGCAGGUCACGCCGGAGCCCGUGCUGGAUUCGAUGCAUACAAGGUUGCCCGAGACGAAGCCUGCGAAUGGGUUGGAGGGACUGGAGGUUAAGGAGUUGCCGAUUAAGGCGAUGCAUGAGAGGGUGGAUUCGGCGACGGCUUGA
Messenger RNA from Zasmidium cellare ATCC 36951, 1341 nucleotides. RefSeq lists its product as uncharacterized. Gene Ontology annotation, biological process: N-acetylneuraminate catabolic process; carbohydrate metabolic process; N-acetylglucosamine catabolic process. NCBI's taxonomy places the organism in Eukaryota, Fungi, Ascomycota, Dothideomycetes, Mycosphaerellales, Mycosphaerellaceae. The coding region runs from base 1 to 1341 and encodes 446 amino acids. Gene Ontology annotation, molecular function: glucosamine-6-phosphate deaminase activity; identical protein binding. The transcript is spliced from 6 exons. Gene Ontology annotation, cellular component: cytoplasm. The record is from RefSeq and is a predicted model, not a curated record.